Messenger RNA from Chilo suppressalis (striped riceborer), 1922 nucleotides. The record is from the annotation of a GenBank genome assembly. NCBI's taxonomy places the organism in Eukaryota, Metazoa, Arthropoda, Insecta, Lepidoptera, Crambidae.
AGAAAGUGUCUAUUGAAAGGAGAGACGGUUAGCACUCCCCUUGACAAGGAUGUUACAGAACGUAAUCAGAAUUGACCAAUGUUGAAUUUGACAUCAUAAUGUCAACGUUAUUUGUCAAUUAUGUUGUUGGUCGUUGCGGCCCGCGCCUAAAUUACUUGCUCAGUCCAGAAUAGUAAAAUUGUUAUAAUACCUACGAAAAGUUUUGCUGUUCAUUUUGAUUAUUAAGUGUAACCUAAACAUAAUGUCCGAAUCAGAAGCAACUGGUGGAGAGAAAAAUGACAACAGACUUAGGAAAAGAGUUCGCCACCGCAAGAAAAAGUUAUACGAAAACAUUCUCAAACAAAUGGAGUUUUAUUUUAGUGAUGCCAAUUUAACAAAAGAUAGAUUCUUAGGAGACCUUGUUAAGAACGACCCCUACGUACCAAUAGAGACAUUUCUGAAGUUUAACCAAAUUCGUGCAUUUACCACUGAUGUGUUUAUCAUAGCAAAAGCCAUGAAGAAUUCUACUUUAUUGGAGUUAUCAGAUGACAAGCUUAAGGUGAAGAGAAAAUCCCCUGUAUUACCUUAUGAUGCUGAUGCCAGAACAGUUUAUGUUGAAUCUAUUCCAGUUACUGCCAGCAGGGAGUGGCUUGAGAAAGUAUUUUCAGAGUUUGGCAGAGUUGCAUACAUCUCACUUCCAAAAUUCAAAAAUUCCAAAAAAAUCAAGGGCUAUGCUUUUAUAGAGUUUAGUCAGCCAGAAGAAGCUCAAAAAUGCAUUAGUACUUUCACAAAUAUGGGAUGUAAACUGCCUACCAGUAUGCCACCUGAAGAGCUAUCUUCUAUAAAAAUGUUCUCGUUAGAAGAUCAUAUAGAGAAUAGCCCUGUGAAGAAAGAGGAGACUGAAGAAUAUGAACCACCAAAGAAAAAGGCAAAAAAACAUAAGGAAAAGAAAGCAUUGAAGAGUCUUGAACUAAAAUUAGAUAAUGAGUCUGACUGUGAGAAGAAAAUAGACACACCUGUUGAUGAAAAUAAAAGUGUAGUAUCGACGCCUACUGAGGAGAACAAAACUCUGGAUAUGGAUUCAAAAGAUGAAGUAACAACUCAGGAUGAAGGACAAUCAGAGGAUGAUAGUAAGAAGAAAAAGAAAAUGAGAAAAAAGUUGGCCAAAGAUAAAAGUAAAGCAAAGAAUGGAUUGAAUAAAAAUGAAGCACCACCGGGUGCCUUGUGGGGCCUUCAAGUGCUGCCUAAAUCCGAAUGGAAAUCACUUAGGAAUAAAUACUUAAAUUUGCAAAGGAAGUACAUGAAACAAAUUAAAUCGAGCCUACAUAAUAAGAGGCAUGCCUAUGCCAGUAUACCUGCUCCUGCAGCACCAUCCGUGGAGGCUGAACCAGACAUAAAUCCAAUCCAGACAUGUGGCAUAAAAAACGCACACACUCUGCAAAAAAUACCAGGUGUUUUUGUUAAAGAAGACUUGCCCGAGCCAUGUUUAGAUGUUAGGCAGACUAAAAGGACGGUAAAAACAAAUAUUCAUGUUCAACAUGUGGAUGCCAAAGAAGGCCAGUCAGACUUAAUAAUUAGAUUUGAUUCUGCUAAGGCUGCUGAAGAGUAUUGCGCGAACGCAGGCGGCCGAGCUCGCGUCCUCCAUGGCGACGAAGAAACGCAGCAGUGGGCGCGCGCAGAAACCGCGCGGUCGAACCGCCGCCCGCGCGGCCGCGACCGUUGGUUAGCGCGCGCCGCACCCGCCCCGCCCGCCGCCUGCGGACCGCUGCGGGCGCCCGCCUCGCCGCAGCCUACGCACACGCAUCUACGCUUCGACGACGAAUAGCCACGCAAGAUCAAACGCCGGAAUUGUAAAACUAAGAUUAAGUAAUUAAAGAGAAUUUGAAAUUAAUGUGUCUAUUAUUCACUCGCAUUCGUAUUUUUAAAAUCUGGCGCCCCGGGCC